UACGGCGCGCGGCGGCUUGCCCCCAGAGCCGAGCCCGGCGCAGCGCACGGCGCAGCGGCUCCAUUUUGCCUCGCUGCGCGCCGGCUCCGGGCAGGCUGGGCUGGCGGCGGGGGCUGUGCACGGUGCUGCGGGGCGAGCGCGGAUCCCUUGCACGCCCCCCGCCAUGGCCGCGGAAGGCGGGCUCGCGUGGGCGCCGGGGCGAGCAGCCGCUGCGCGCUGGUGAAGCUGCCCCCGGGGCGUCCCGAAGCCGCCGGAGCGAGCCUGACAAAAGGACGGGGCGUGAGACUGCUCCGCUCCGGGCUCGCGGGGCGGCGCGGGGCUUUGUGCGCGGCUCUGACCCCAGGCGGGAGCCCAAGCGGGGGAGCUGGACGCUGAAAGGCUGCUGAGAUUGGCCCUGGUUUCUGGUCGUUUCCUGGUGGAUCCCCCCCCCGGAUUGCAACAUCGCGCUCGGCUUCCCCUCUGGCUCGGCCGCGCGGGGAUUUGCUGACUAUGGAGACAGUGGAAAAGGAGUGCGGAGCCCUGGGGGGCCUUUUUCAAGCCAUCGUCAACGACAUGAAGACUGAGCCAAAUCCUGUAUUCAAGAAAAUGAUCCUAUUGAUGUCCCUUCAGCGGCUCUGGAAGUACCCAGGGACCCAGCUGGAUAGAUUGGGGAGCUUGGUCUGGGUACAGAAGACAAGCUGGAUUUUGCUCCUGACAUGUCUAUCUCCAUGGAAGGGCCAUGGUAGUAUAAUGCACUGGUGGUGUGCUUGCAGCUCCUACCCCAUCUGGGAAGAUUUCAACUCCAAGGCAACUAAGCUGCACUCCCAGCUCAGGACUACAGUGCUGGCAGCAGUCGCCUUCCUGGACGCCUUCCAGAAAGUGGCAGACAUGGCCACCAACACACGAGGGGCCACAAGAGACAUUGGCUCGGCACUGACCCGGAUGUGCAUGCGGCACCGCAGCAUCGAGGCCAAGCUGAGGCAGUUCACCAAUGCCCUGAUGGAGAGUCUCGUCAACCCCCUGCAGGACAGGAUUGAGGAUUGGAAGAAAACGGCCAACCAACUGGAUAAGGACCAUGCGAAAGAGUACAAGCGAGCCCGCCAUGAGAUAAAGAAGAAAUCCUCUGAUACGCUGAAGCUGCAGAAGAAGGCCCGCAAAGAGCUACUUGGGAAGGGGGACCUACAGCCCCAGCUGGACAGUGCUCUCCAAGACGUCAAUGACAUGUACCUCCUUCUGGAAGAGACUGAGAAGCAGGCUGUCCGCAAGGCCCUCAUUGAGGAGCGGGGCCGCUUCUGCACCUUCAUCACCUUCUUGCAGCCUGUCGUGACUGGCGAGAUCACCAUGCUGGGAGAGAUCACUCACCUGCAGGGCAUCAUGGAGGACCUGGUGGUGCUGACCGCAGAGCCGCACAAGCUGCCCCCUGCCAGCGAGCAGGUGAUCAAAGACCUGAAAGGCUCUGACUACAGCUGGUCCUAUCAGACUCCUCCAUCCUCCCCCAGCAGCUCUGGCUCCCGCAAGUCCAGCAUGUGCAGCAGCGUUAACAGUACAAAGGGUGGUACCGCUCGGUCCAGCGGGUCCCAAACAUACUCACCAGGUUCCACCUAUCGCUACCGCAGCCUGGCGCAGCCGGUUAAUGCCAACACCCGCCUGUCCAGCGUCUCCUCCCACGACUCUGGCUUCAUCUCCCAGGAUGCCACGUACUCCAAGCCGCCUUCUCCGAUGCCGUCUGACAUCACCAGUCAGAAGUCCUCCAGUUCCGCAUCCUCCGAGGCCUCGGAAACCUGCCAGUCAGUUAGUGAAUGCAGCUCCCCCACCUCGCUGAAACCUAUGAAUGUAGCUCAUGUGGCCAGGACUGAAGGAAGCUCCCGAAGAAGCCUGAGCCUGGAUUGGUCCAAGGCCAGUCCUUACGACCAGCCGGUGGUCACCACCCUGCAGCGGAGGAAGGACCGCGUGGAGCAUCUGCGGGAGGCCGAGAUGGGCUCCGCCAGCAUGGGGUACCCAGGAAUUAACCUGGAGGACGUGCCCAGGCCCAGGAUGUCCCCAGCUACCAUCGCCGCCAAGCAUGGUGAGGAGGUGUCCCCUGCUGCCAGCGACCUGGCCAUGGUGCUCACCCGUGGCCUGAGCCUCGAACACCAGAAGAGCAGCCGGGACUCCCUGCAGUACUCCAGUGGCUACAGCACCCAGACCACUACACCGUCCUGCUCAGAAGACACCAUCCCGUCUCAAGGCUCGGAUUACGACUGCUACUCGGUGAACGGAGACGUGGAGUGCGACAGCCAGAGCGAGUUUGACAAAUCCUCCACCAUCCCGCGCAACAGCAACAUCGCCCAGAACUACCGCCGCAUGAUCCAGACCAAGCGCCCCGCCUCCACUGCUGGGCUGCCCACCGGGACCCCCCUGCCGGCUAGUGCCCCCCCUGGCGUGGCCACCAUCCGCCGCACGCCCUCCACCAAGCCCUCGGUGCGCCGCACCCUCUCCAACGCCGGGCCCAUCCCCAUCCGGCCCCCUAUCGUCCCGGUGAAGACCCCCACGGUUCCAGACUCCCCGGGCUACACAGGGCCCACCCGGGUGGGCAGUGAAGAGUGUGUAUUUUACGCCGACGACGCCUCGCCAAACGCCAUGGACUUCGCCAAAGCCUCGCCCAAGAGGCUCAGCCUCCCCAACACAGCCUGGGGUAGCAACGCCAUGGAGAUCUCGGUGUACCCGGGUGCAGGGCAGCACCUCUCUGCGGAGGAAGAGGAGGACCAGCAGCUGGCCGCCAACCGGCACAGCCUGGUGGAGAAGAUUGGCGAGCUGGUGGCCAGUGCCCGUGCCCUGGGUGAGGGCCAAUUCCCCUUCCCCACCGCUCUCUCUGUCCCUGGCCCUGGAGAGGAGAUGCCCACUCUGCCCCCAGCUGCCUCCAGCGACCCCCCUGCAGAAGACAUGCUGGUAGCCAUCCGGCGCGGGGUGCGCCUGCGCAGGACCAUCACCAACGACAGAUCCGCCCCCCGGAUAUUGUGAUGACACUCCCCCCACCCGCCGCGUCCCAUGGGAAGAGAGCAAACACAGGGUCCGGACUGAGCACAGAAGAGAAAUCAAUCCAAUAAAGAAUCACAGAGGCAAAGCCACUUUAUGGAGCUAGAGACGAGUUUAGAUUUAAAUGGAAAUUUAAAAGUCUUCGCUAACAAACUCGCAAGGCGCCGCCUAGGAGGCACUGAACUGGUUUUGGAGCCUAUUUUGUAUUUCAUUUCUCACGCCCUUCUGCUCCUCCUCGUUCCCCAUCCCCUCCCCACACCUUGCUGCUGGCUGUUAAAGACUCCUCGCUGCCAGCAGGAGGCAGCGCUACAAGAGGGGGCCACCCCCACUGGGUGUUGCGGGGGGGAGGGGGAGCACGAACCUGGACUCAAAUAAGCAGCUACAUAAUAAGUAUAAAGAACACACACAGACACACACACACAACGCCAAGGACCGCUGGCUGCUGUUCCCCCCACAAGCCACCUCCCUCCUCUUCCGCUGGAUGCAAGAUGCACUGUUAGUCCUGUGCUAAGCCUCUGACCGUCCCCCUCCUCUCUCCUCCCUCCCUCCUGGGCUGCAGUGAAAUGACUCACCAAAGCAUCAGAGGAGUGGAUAGAGGUCCUGGCUCACGCGGCCCUAUCCCCUGAGGUGCUUUGGCUGUCACCGCCUCCCCAAUAUGCCUUUGCUGGCGGAGCAGCUGCCCCUCCAUGUGUGCCCCCGGCAGUGGAUUUGGAGGCUAGCACUUCAUAGUCUCCGGUUGAAAACUUGGCACUGUACCAAAAGCCAGGCUCUCUUCCCCUCCUGAGUAGCUGAGAUGUGGAAGGACUUCCCCGGCUCUGCCCAGACCUCAGGCCAGGGGCCUUGGGUACGUGUGUUUCUCAGGAGGUUAGACUGCUUGUGUGGGUCUCUAGCCGUAGAGUGACAAGGCAGGGGUAGGGGUGCCCAUCCACAGCUCUGCUAGCAACCAGCAGCAUUGGUAGUUUAAAGGAACCGGCCUGCUCAAGGGUUACCCUUUCCCGCAUCCAGCUUCACAGCCCGCAUUUGCCCUGGGGCUGGUUACCGAAGUACAGGGUAAAGGGGUUGCCAGACAGCUAGGAAUCCAGCAGGCCUCUGCGAGGUGUGCCUCGGAGUGUGCGGGGGGAUCUGGGGUUGGGUGGCCUGGGGCUGUUCGUGCAGCAUAGUCCCUAACUGGGUGUUUGCAUGAGUGUGUGUCAAGCUGGGGGGUUGCACGUGUGCCUGGCUGUGGAUGGAUGCAGGGUUUUGCAGCAGGGGGUGGGGGGUGCAUCUGCCCACACUUACUCCUGCUCUCCCCUAACAGUCGUAGCCGCCAGAUCAGCACGAACACGGAACGCUGACCUGGAACGGGACAGCCAGCACCGGGCCCCGGUGGAUUUGUCAUGGUGAAGUGCCCUGGAGCUGGGAGGCCCAUCCCUGGCAUUACGCUACACAGGGCUGUGCCGCGGGGACUCGGUGCCCUGUGCCUUCCCUGUCCCAGUAAGAUGCCAUCCCAUGAGGAAUGGGAAUCUCGGGUCUUGCUCAGUGGCCAUUCUCCCCCUGCCCCUCCAGACUCACAGCCAGUCUCACCUACUCCACACACGGUCCCAUUGAAAAGCAUGGGGACUCCCCACACAGGAAGGUGUUACUCAGUGGGAGUAAAGGUGGCAGAGUCAGACCUGCCUCUUUUACAAAACAGCCGUUAGCCUCAGUGGCCACGGCCGGCGAAAGGACCGACUGGAUACAAGGUGGGCAGAGCUGGCAGGCCAGAGCCCAUAAGCCCCGCUGGAGGCCUCUCAGUGAGGACAUGGUUCUCCUGGGGACCCUAGAUCACAGCUCCUUGUCACUGAGCUCUGAUGGUAAAUUUAACGCUGCUUAGCCCAAGGCCCCCGGGGGCUAAUGAUCAUGAGCAUCCCAAUAAUCACGGCCUCGUGGCAUCUCCCAGCACCUGCUUUCCCACGGCUGCCAACCUGAUGAGGUGCUGCGUCCUUCCUCAGAAGUCAGUGGUGUGGCACAAUCACUGUCCCCGCAUUAACUGGAUUUUGAGUUAGAGGCAGGAGAGCCACCGAAGGGUUAAUUUUGGAGGCGGGGGGACAGAUUUAGGGAUGACCGUCUGUUCUGUUCAUAACCUGGUCUGAUGGACACACCUCCCUCAUUGCUUAUAAGCUGGGCUUUGCCAUGGUGGCUGGAUAAAUACAGUGAGAGAACAGGAACGGGGAGCUGCUGCAGGCCAGCGCACUCCCGUAAAGACCUUGCAGCAGCCGUGCCAAAGGAAGGGCUCGCUGAUUCAGCAUGAUCUGGAUCGCUUGGUAAACUGGGUGCAAGCCAACAAUACGCAUUUUAAUAAGGGUAAACGUCCAUGUACACAUCUGGUAACAAAGAACAUAGGCCAUGCUUGCAGCCUGGGGGACUCUCUCCUGGCACGCAGGGACUGAAAGAGAUUUGGGGGUGUGGGUGGAUAAUCAGUGAACGUGAGUUCCCAGUGCAACUCUGGCCAAAAGAGCUAAUGCCAUCCUGGGGUGCAUCAAUGGGAAUGAUGAGUAGAAGCAGAGAGGUUCUUUUGUCUCUGUAUUUGGCACUGGUGUGACCACUGUUGGAAUCCUGUGUCCAGGUCUGGUGCUCACCAUUCCAGAAGGAUGUGGGUAAAUUGGAGAAGGGUCAGAGAAGAGCCACGAGACUGAUUAAAGGCUUAGAAACCCUGCCUUGGAGUGACAGACUGAGCUCCUUGAGUCUAUUUAGCUAACAAAGAAAAGGUUAAGGGGUGACUUGUAGAUACUUAUAGAUUGCGAUCGUGGGGAGCAACCGUUGAAUAAUGGGUGCUUCCGUCUAGCCGAUGAAGGUCUAACACAAGCCAGUGGCUGACAGUUGAAGCUAGACCCAUUCAGCCUGGAAAGGAGGUGUACAUGUUUCAUGGGUAGAGUAAUUAGCCAUUGGAGUGAUUAAGCAAGGGUCGAGGUGGAUUCUCCAUCAGUGGCAAUGUUAAAAUCAGAACUGGCUGUUUCUUAAAAAGCUCUGCUCUAGGGAUUACUGUGGGGAAGUCCUAUGGCUGGUGCCAUGCUGGGGGGUCAGACCAGGUGAUCCCAGUGGGCCCUUCUGGCCUUGGAAUCUGCAUCUAUGCCUGGCCUCCUCCAUGCCAUGCAUGUUGAGCUGGGUAGAGUGUGAGGGUGCUCAAGCUGUCUGCCUCUUGCCCUUCCCUGCCUUCCUCCCCCCCCAAACCUACAACAUCUGUACUGGCUGACAGAAGGUGACGUUGGGAAGGAGGAGGGAUUUGUGAUGAGUGAGUGCGUGACUGGAGGGGAGGAAGCUAGGGGCAGGGUGUCCUGGCUGAACGGCAGUGGCUAUGUGGUCUUUAGGGUUUGGGUUUGGAAAGGGGAGAGCUGGUCUUUCCCUGCAUCUGAUUGGAUAGGAAUGAAUAGUACUCAACCAGCUUGCUAGAGAAAUGAUGAGUUAUGAUUGGUUGAGAGCUGGUCUAAUCCACCCCCCUCUCUUCCUCACCACUUUACCUUAAGAAGCCAGAAGCACUGGCCUUACACCCAGGAUCCCUUCGAAGGACCGAUAGCUCAGGGUACCAUCGUCACCAGAUGGCCGACAGCAGUGGGAUGGGGACAGAGAACCACCAUUUGGUUAUUACAGGAGAAGGGAGCCACACGAGGGCUACCCUUGGCCUGGUGUAUUUUGCACUGAACAGUAGCUGAGCAGAGGGGAUCCUGCAGCGAUGGGAGCCAUGUCAGACCCUGGAUAAGCAGACUGAGCUACUAUGGAUAGAAUGGCCCAGUGAUUGGGGAUCUCCGUUGGUUUUGGUGAGUUGCACCGGAGAUGAGCAGGGCCCGUUGGUUUUGGUGAGUUGCACCGGUGAUGAGCGGGGCCCGUUGGUUUUGGUGAGUUGCACCGGAGAUGAGCGGGGCCCGUUGAUUUUGGUGAGUUGCACCGGAGAUGAGCAGGGCCCGUUGGUUUUGGUGAGUUGCACCGGAGAUGAGCAGGGCCCGUUGAUUUUGGUGGAGUCGCACUGUAGUUGACUCCCAUGGUUUUGAUCUUAUUGUUCAUCUCUCCUGUAGCCUGCCAGGCUUUCAACAGCAUGCUGGGGGUUGGCUCUCCUGUUCCUUGAGAAACAUUUCAGCCAAGCAGAGCAGCCCUGUGCCUCUCUGAAGUAGAUGUGUGAUGGGCGGGGCUGGAGAGGGGGGAUUGCAUUAAGAAUAAAGGCCAAGCUAGUAGCAUGUACAAUCCACCUCUGAUGUGAAAAGCAAAGGUCUCUGAACUGCAGCCAAGGAGCCGCGUCCCUGGGCUCCGAAGGUCUUAGUUUUUGAAAAUGGUUAUUUUAAGGAUCUGUAAAAGGCAUUUAAGAAAGCACAACCUCUCCUUCCCCCCUCCCUGGCCUUUUCUUUCGCCUUCUCUCUCCCGCUCCUCAUGCAAAGCACAGCAGAUCACCACGAUGUACAUAGCUCCAAAGGAGAGUUCCCAGCCCGCCCCACCAGCCCAGGGGUGUGUGGGUGUGUGUGUGUAUGUGUGUGUCGCAUCUCAACCCUGUUACUCUUACACUGUGUAAUAAAGAUUAGUUAUAACCUCUCUCCGUCCCGUCUCUCCUGCCCCUCUUAUUGUGACCAGAGCUGAUGAUGACGCGUGACAACUGUUUGUUUUUUGGUUUUAUUUUUCAUUUUGUACAGAGAAAAAAAUUUCCUUUAAAAAAAUGUCUUUCGACUGAAGUAACUUUUCUGGUGCUGUUGUUAACUUGUUCCUUUUUUUAAUUUAUUUCCCCCCCCCACCCCCACCCCUGCUACCCUUUCCUCACCCUCUCUUUUUCUUUUGUUUUUUGGAUAAUUAUCCUGUUCCCCACCCCGCCCUUGAUUUAAAUAGUCACUGCUACAAGUAACGAAUGCACUGUGAAGAUUCCAGUAUUAAUAAAAGUUGUACUGUAAUUAAUA
Molecule: messenger RNA, 7886 nt
Organism: Chelonia mydas (Green sea turtle)
Lineage: Eukaryota; Metazoa; Chordata; Testudines; Cheloniidae
Gene: MTSS2
Product: MTSS I-BAR domain containing 2
Exons: 17
Coding region: 490-2979 (829 amino acids)
Biological process (GO): cell projection assembly; plasma membrane organization
Cellular component (GO): cytoplasmic side of plasma membrane; actin cytoskeleton
Molecular function (GO): actin binding; phospholipid binding
Source: RefSeq, a predicted model, not a curated record